Molecule: messenger RNA, 439 nt
Organism: Microcebus murinus (gray mouse lemur)
Lineage: Eukaryota; Metazoa; Chordata; Mammalia; Primates; Cheirogaleidae
Source: RefSeq, a predicted model, not a curated record
UUUUCGCGUCCUCGUUUCCAAGAUGACAAAGAAAAGAAGGAACAACGGUCGUGCCAAAAAGGGCCGUGGCCAUGUGCAGCCUAUUCGCUGCACGAACUGCGCCCGAUGCGUGCCUACAGACAAGGCCAUAAAGAAGUUUGUCAUUCGGAACAUAGUGGAGGCUGCAGCUGUCAGGGACAUAUCUGAAGCGAGUGUCUUCGAUGCCUAUGUGCUUCCCAAGCUGUAUGUGAAGCUACAUUACUGUGUGAGUUGUGCCAUUCACAGCAAGGUAGUCAGGAAUCGUUCUCGGGAAGCCCGCAAGGACCGAACACCCCCACCCAGAUUUAGACCUGCAGGUGGUGCCCCAAGACCUCCACCAAAGCCUAUGUAAGGAGUUGAGUCCUUGAGGACUGAAGAAAAACUAUCCGUUGGAAAAAAAUAAAAUGGAGAUUAUACUUAA